AAAAGUCAAUGUUUACAAUUUUCACCUUCAGACUCGCAGGAGAAGCUAAAAAAUGCUGCCGCGUAGCUUGGUUCGUCUGUCUCUCCGUUGUGAGAUGAGACGACAAUGCAUGAGACGUUACCACGUAGAUGAGGCGGCACCAAUAGGGACAAGGCCCGACACAUCCUCCUCGGAAUAUCAGGAGAAUUAUUCCAGGAUGCAGACUCUAGUCAAAGAUUUACGGGACAAGGUCUCCACUGUAAUGCAAGGAGGAGGACCAAAAGCUGUGGAGAGACAUUUGUCUCGUGACAAACUGCUUCCACGAGACAGAAUUAACACCCUUCUGGAUCCGGAGUCACCUUUUCUGGAGCUUAGUCAGAUGGCUGGGUACAAACUUUAUGGAGAAGAAGAAGUACCAGCUGGAGGUAUCAUUACUGGCAUAGGUCGUGUAUCAGGGGUGGAGUGUCUGAUUGUAGCCAAUGAUCCAACAGUUAAGGGGGGAUCCUACUAUCCUGUUACCGUCACCAAACAUCUACGUGCACAGGAAAUUGCUCAACAGAAUUGUCUCCCCUGUAUAUAUCUAGUGGACUCGGGAGGAGCUAACCUUCCUCGUCAGGCUGAUGUGUUUCCUGAUCGCGAUCAUUUCGGCCGCAUCUUUUUCAACCAAGCCAGAAUGUCUUCUUUGGGAAUUCCACAGGUGGCUGUGGUGUUGGGUAGCUGUACUGCAGGUGGAGCCUAUGUACCAGCCAUGGCAGACGAGAGUGUCAUUGUCCGAAAGAAAGGCACCAUUUUCCUGGGAGGUCCUCCAUUGGUACGGGCUGCCACAGGGGAACAGGUGUCGGCUGAGGAUUUAGGAGGGGCCGACCUUCAUUGUAGUAAGUCUGGUGUGACUGACCACUACGCCCAGAAUGACCAGCAUGCAUUACAUAUAGCAAGGCGUAUCAUCAAAAACAUCAACUACAAGAAGGACCCAGGGGUGACGGUGGAGCGCCCAGAAGACCCAGUCCAUCCUCUAGAUGAGUUGUACGGUAUAGUUGGUGACAACCUCAAGAAAACAUUUGAUAUCAGAGAGGUGAUAGCUCGUGUAGUGGAUGGCAGCAGAUUUGAUGAGUUUAAGGCUAUGUAUGGAGAAACACUUGUCACAGGAUUUGCCCGUCUAUGGGGUUACCCUGUGGGGAUCAUAGGAAACAACGGAGUGCUCUUCUCCGAGUCCGCUCUCAAGGGUACCCACUUCAUUGAACUCUGCUGUCAACGGAACAUACCGCUCAUCUUUCUACAGAACAUUACUGGUUUCAUGGUUGGUCGAGAAGCUGAAGCAGGAGGCAUAGCUAAAAAUGGAGCUAAGAUGGUGACAGCUGUGGCCUGCGCUAAAGUUCCGAAGUUCACCGUUAUAGUUGGUGGAUCGUACGGAGCAGGCAAUUACGGGAUGUGUGGAAGGGCGUACGGGCCCCGGUUUUUAUACAUGUGGCCCAACUCGAGGAUUUCUGUGAUGGGAGGGGAACAAGCAGCCAAUGUACUGGCUCAGAUCACACGGGAACAACGACAACGGGAAGGCAAGCAGUGGACAGAGGAGGAGGAGGAAGCUCUGAAAGCUCCAGUUAUCCGCAAAUAUGAAAAAGAGGGUCACCCGUACUUCUCCAGUGCAAGGCUAUGGGAUGACGGAGUGAUUGACCCUGUCGACACACGUACUGUACUUGGACUCAGUAUAAGUGCCUCCCUAAAUGCUCCCCAGGAAAAGACUCGGUUUGGUGUCUUUAGGAUGUGAUCAAUAUUAACAUGGACUUCCAAGCAAAUACAGGACUUCAUGGAAGAAAAUUGUUCUUGUGAUCUUGUAAUGCUGGACUUUUUAGGUCAUCAGAACUGAAGGGUCAUGAGGAUGAGCUAUAGCCAUCGUGCUUGGUCCAUCGUUGUCUGCUGUCUUCCAUGCUUAAACUUAUACUUUCAAAACACUACUUCUCCUAACGCCAAAGGGAAUUUCAACCAAAUUUGGGCUGAAACAUCAUUGGGGUGGACAAUAAUAAUCUAUAUAAGGGCUGGUUUAACACCUUGGGACAAAGGGGCUGGCCCCAAAAGGGGAACUUAGCUAAAAUUAAGCUUUAAAAUGUUAUUUUUCCUGAAAGCAUGAGUGGAUUACACCCAAAUUAUCACUUAAACAUCAUUGGGGGAGGAAUUAAGCUGAUUCAAACCCUGGGGACAGAGGAGUAAGGCCUCAAAAGUGCUAAACAAAUUCCUUUAUAUUGCUUAAUCUCCUUGGUACGAGUGGGGAACAACUUCAUUCCGUGUAAUUCUAGGAUGUGGUUUAUUGCUGUUUCAAAUACAAAUCUCAAUGUGGAGUUUAUUCUACAGGUUCAUGACAGAUGCCCGGUUGAUUUGACCUCUUAUAAAACAUAAUUAUGGUGGCCAUAUUGUGAAGGAUGCCAAUGCAUGUUUGAGAGAAACAAGCUGGUUGGUCAGAUGACUUCAGUGUUCAUUCAGAUUCAGCCAAUCAGGUACAAGCUUAUGAAACCAAACAGAGUCAAACUUAAGUCAUCUUUUAGUUCUAACUUAACUUCUAAACAUUCUCACACAGAAUAGCGAGUUGUCUUUUUGUCUAAAAUCACAUCUGGACAAUACAGUUGAUAGGAUUAUUUGCGUUUUAUACACUCAUUUGUCUGUGGUGUCUGGUGAUAUGUAAUACAUGUAGCUUUGAGAAAUGUUUUUGGUACAAAAUAUUCAGGUUCAAUUAUUUUUUCUCCUUUCUAUAUUGAAACUAUUUCAGUCUGUUAAUCAGUAUUUAUGGAUUAAUUGUGAAACAGAAUAUAUUUUAUUGGUUAUGUUAGAAUAACCUUGUAUAUGUUUAUGGAUUAAUUGUGAAACAGAAUAUAUUUUAUUGGUUAUGUUAGAAUAACCUUGUAUAUGUUUAUGGAUUAAAGUUCAUCGGGAUACAAACUAAGGCAAACAAAGGUCAAUUGGACCUGUAUGUGCUAACCACCAGUGACCAUUUUGAAUUUUUGACAUAUAUGCCUCUACUACAGAUAGUAAUGAGGACAAAUGGAUUCAAUGACGUUCUCAUUUUGAAAGGACAAUUUCGAAUCAGAAUAGCUAAACUUGUUUCCACAUGAUUAAGUUACGAUUGGCAUGACUCUCAACCAAGGACAUUUCUGUCAAAGUGAUCACAGUUUAUUUGGGAAAUUAAGAGCAGUGACUGGUUUUAUCAAUGCAAAAUUCUAAGUCUUAAACAUAUCAUAUCUACUGCCCUGUGCAUCACUGCGAAAAUAAUUAUUUAUCUCUUUGUCUGUGGUCUGUCCAUCCAUACAUCCAUUCAUUCAUAAACAAUCCUUGUUAUAUCGCUAAUUCAAGUACUGGGGAACGGUCUUCCUUGUACUUUAUACUAGGUUUUCCCUGGUACCUAGCUCUGUCCGUUUAAUUUUGCGUCUGAUAAAGAAAGGAAAAUCGCAAACAAACAGCCAACUGGGAUUUUGACAUUCGAAGAUUUGUUAUCACUUUUUAGGCCAAGUUUAGGUCCAUCACCAUGCAUCAAGUGGCAUCUUUCAUGCGUCCAUAAGCAAUUUACAUUGUUUUACUUCUUCUUGAAAACCAAGAGGACCGGGGUUAUGAUAUUGAGCCAGUAGCAUAAUAGGGUUGAAGGACUACCAACUUUGUUUAAUUGAAUGACCUUGAACUAUUUUCCAUGUCUAGGGUGUCACAUGUGUUAAACAACUUCUCUAUAUACCAAGAAGCCCAGGGUCAUGGUAUUGGGCCCGAAAUAUGCUGGGAUUAAGGGAAACCAAUUAAUUAAGUGAAUGAACCUCUCCUACUGUUAUAUUUGAAUAAAUUUGAAUAGACUGUAAUCAUCUUAGUUUCUAAAAGACAGACCAAGUUAAAUUAGUAGCAGGUGGAUUAUACAGGCCCAUUGGGCCUCUUUUACUUGUGCAAUUUUUAAUGUGAUUUUAAAAAUACCAAGCAGACAUCUUGGAUUUUAACAUUUGAAAGUUGUUAAUGCUAUUUCUUGAAAAAUACUGGAAUCAUGGUAUAUCAGUUCCCCCAGGUUACAACUGAAGUUUGUUAUCACUAAAUCUCAAUUCCUUUAUUGGUCUUUCUCAAUUCCAGAUGUAGGUUUCGUUUGGUCCCUAAUUAGAUUCUGAGACUGAUCAUGAAAAACAAAAAUGAAAAACAUAAAAACCUGUAUAACAAGCAGCCAUCUUGAACUUUGACAGGUGAAAUUUGUUAUUGAUAUAUAUGUCAGAAAGUUCUUCCUAGGUCUUUUUUAGACUUCAUAAUUAUGUAGGUUCCCAAUUUUUGUUAUCAAAGGAUUAAGAGGAAUUUAUAAUUCAGUCUUCCAUAGGGCUGAUAAAGAUCAUUCACUGGCACCAAGAUCCCUCUGGGAUCUCUUGUUAAAAAAAAACAAACAAACAAACAACACAGAAUCAAUUAUCCAUGGCAGGUCUUGGAAAAAAUAUCAAUUUGGCUCUGUACUUUGAUGUGGGGACAUCAAUGUAUCGGAAGGCUAAGAGGUUAUACUGCUGAUAAUUACAAUAAUUGUGUACAUGCUAGAAAACCCAAAAUGGCAGGAGUUAGUGUAUUGGUGUGGAGAAAGACAGACCUAAGGGUCAUAAUUAAUUAUACAGCUAUGUUUCUGGUGGACAGCUUAAAGAUACUCAGACCUAGAAUGGAUGUUUUAAGGAAAAUUUGACAUCAAAAUAAAAUUCCAAGAAUCAUGUGUGAUACGAUUGUGAUAUAUGGAUGUUUGGACUGUGUGCUAGGUUUUAUGUGUUCCACAUGUGUGUAUGUGUGUGGAGGGUUUGGUGUGUGUUUAUUGUGUGUUAGCCUCUAGUUACACACAUACUGUUUACUGUAUUAGUGACGUCACAUAUCUAUCGAUACAAUGUACAGUGUAAAUUUGUGAUGAUGAAUAAAAUAUAAAUAGAUCAAAUUGUC
Molecule: messenger RNA, 4896 nt
Organism: Pecten maximus
Lineage: Eukaryota; Metazoa; Mollusca; Bivalvia; Pectinida; Pectinidae
Product: methylcrotonoyl-CoA carboxylase beta chain, mitochondrial-like
Exons: 17
Coding region: 53-1744 (563 amino acids)
Biological process (GO): L-leucine catabolic process
Cellular component (GO): methylcrotonoyl-CoA carboxylase complex; mitochondrion
Molecular function (GO): methylcrotonoyl-CoA carboxylase activity
Source: RefSeq, a predicted model, not a curated record